AUGGACCCUGCUGCGCUUGAAGAGUUCCGGAAGCUGGACCAGGAGAAAAAUCGUCUCGAAGCCGAGAUCAAGACCUUGUAUGACUACCUCACAGAAGAUGGUAUGCCAGGUGUCUCAGGGCCUCUCGUGGAUGAAGAGGGCUUUCCCAGAGGUGACAUAGACCUCUACGCAGUUCGGCAAGCUCGGAACAAGUAUGUCUGCGCACAGACGGACCACACCGAAGUAAUGAAGAAGAUCGAACAGGUACCUUUUGUUUGCCAGCUGAUGUUAGCUGAGCUUACCACCAAACAGUUGGCUGGCUUUUCAUCAACCGCUACUCUCGCAUGCCUGCACCUCUGCACUCUCUGA
Messenger RNA from Symbiodinium necroappetens, 348 nucleotides. Lineage: Eukaryota; Dinophyceae; Suessiales; Symbiodiniaceae. The record is from the annotation of a GenBank genome assembly.